This is a messenger RNA of Asparagus officinalis (garden asparagus), 3810 nucleotides long. RefSeq names its product probable histone acetyltransferase HAC-like 3. The transcript is spliced from 12 exons. The record is from RefSeq and is a predicted model, not a curated record. Bases 50 to 3451 code for a protein of 1133 amino acids. Gene Ontology annotation, molecular function: histone acetyltransferase activity; transcription coactivator activity; chromatin DNA binding. Gene Ontology annotation, cellular component: histone acetyltransferase complex; transcription regulator complex. Lineage: Eukaryota; Viridiplantae; Streptophyta; Magnoliopsida; Asparagales; Asparagaceae. Gene Ontology annotation, biological process: positive regulation of transcription by RNA polymerase II.
GAAAAUUCGAACAAAAAAUUAAGAUUGUUGGAGCUCCAGUGGACAUAGGAUGAAUUUCAAUCAGAACCCCUGUGUGACCAACUACUUUCAUAGCUAUGCUAGCCGGAGGGUAGCAAAUAACCCAUUUCUUUGCAGCAUCAAUAAUCAGGCUCAAGCUGUUCACCAAGAAAUACAUGGACGAAUUCCAAGAAACAUUACCAUUGACGGUCUUCAAAAGGUCCGCAAGUUUCUUGAACAGUGGAUACAUGCAAACCUGCAGUGCCAACUUCAAGGAUGCAUGUAUCAAUGUAGCGCACGCAUUGCGCGUAUUUUGCAGCACAUAGCGGAGUGCAACAAAAAUGACUGCCGUUGCGUUACAGUGAAGAAAUGGAUGGGUCAUUUCGCAUCAUGUUGCGGAAAUUGCUUUGUUUGUGGUCCAGUUUAUGAGGCAGUUUUCAAGCCAAAUUAUUGUAAAAGGAAAUCUCCAGUUCUUUUUGAUACUGAGACUGAUGUUAUGCAUCCUACUAAAUUUCCAAGAGCUGAGGAUGGUGGAGAAUUAGUAGAUGUGGUGAGAAGAUAUGUACAUCAAUUUCAGGAUACUAAUGAACAGUCAACAGUUCAUAAUGACCAGCGACGAGGAAAUUUGUAUUCAGGUGCUGAAGUUCCAUUAGAUCCUCAGAUGUCACGUUUUGCUCCCUUUUCAAGCCAACUCACUCCGGAGCAGGUUACAGAAAUGAACUGGAUGCAGACUCAGGGUAUUAAUCAGAUGGAAGUAUAUAGAGUUGAUGCAGUAGAUGGCUCAAAUCCUUUUUAUAAUAGCCAUGAUACCAAUAAUUACAGCCAACAAGACCAAGUUAGAAGCAGACCUUUGAAUCCUGCAACCAAUGUUAUUGUUCUGGAUGAGGAUGAUCAACAUAAUCCCUUUGUUGUAGAAAACUUUAAUGUUCAAUAUGCACAAAAUUUCGAAAAGAAUUUCAAUCAUGAACCAAAUGGCAGUAACUUCCUCAAGUCAGCCACUCCUGGUUCAGUUUUGAAUACUUCAGUAUUUGACCAAAGUGCACAGAAGGAAACAAAUGCAGCCGUGUAUGCGGAUUUUUCUAUAGAUAGGAUUCCUUUCCCCAGUGAAAAUGCAGUAGAGCUUUCGAAUCCUUCUCACGAAAAUCAUGAUACCCAUGAUUAUUAUCCUGCAAUUGCGCCUGCUGAUGAGGAUGAGCAGACCAAUGAAUACUUGCUAGAGGAAACCAGAAAAGAAAAUAGAGAGGCUGCUCAAUUUGAGGCCCUUGUUGAAGAAAUUAAUAGUACAGUUCAAUGUGAGCAAGAAGUAGAAAAGAAUCUGUUUUCAACCAUGAACCUGUCACCGGAUGCUCAUGUACAAAAGGAUACUGAAGUUAACCAAGAACUGGUAGGCUCAAUUGAUGAAAACUUGGGUAAAGUUUAUUCAAUGGUCAACAUCGUUCCUUCUGAUGAAGGAAUGAACGAAAACUCCUUUGAAGAAAUGAGCAGUAUUCAAUUUGACCAACAAGUGCAAAGCGAGGAAAUCAGUAAUGAAGAUAGAGAGGCGGUUCAACUUGAGACCCUUUUUGUUGAAGAAGACACUAUUGCUCAAUCUGAGAAAGUAGAAAAGAAUUUGGUUUCAGCAAUCACCUUACCAUCCGAUGAUCAUGUACAAAAUGGCAGUGAUAACCAAGAACUGGCAGGCUCGAUGAUUGAAGAUAUUAAUCCUUCUGAUGCGGCAAUGAAGGAAAAUUUCUUUGAAGAAAAGACCAGUGUUCAAUUUGAUCAAAAAGCAGAGGCUGAGUUUGAUACUAAGGAUGACUUUAAAGUCUCCAAUAUUCUGAUUCCUUCAUCUGAUCCUUUGAAUUGUGCCUCUUUGAUCUACUACAUGACCCCGGGGCAAAUUAGAGAGCACAUUUCAGCUCUAAAGCCUUGCAGUAAUCAGGGUGAAACCACAAUAAAAGAUGAAAACAACUGCAGCUUGUGUGAGUCGGGGGAAAUUCCUUUCAAGAUACAACCUACAUUUUGCAAAAGAUGUGACGCACGCAUAACGCCGAAUACACUCUGUUACCGAGAGAGAAAUAUCAAUUCGAUAUAUGAUGGAACUUAUGCGUAUUUGUACUACUGCAGGAAGUGCAAGAACAAAGAAAAUCUCAGUGGGGGAGAUCCGACAAGAAUUGGACAUAACGAACCUUGGGUAUCAUGCAAUAGCUGUGGUAGGUGGCUACAUCAGAUAUGUACUCUCUUCAAUGAGAAAAAGGAUGAGAGUGGUCAAGCUGAUCAUACUUGCCCAGAAUGCUAUUUAAGAGCAAUACAAGGCGUCAACCAUACGAAAUUGGGGCAUAAUGAAAUUUUGGAGGCAAAGAACUUACCGCGAACUAAGCUGAGUGAUCAUAUAGAGCAAUGGCUUUCAAGGAAGUUAGAGGAAGAUAGGCAGAAACGAGCAGCUAAGUUAGGGAAGAAUAUUAAUGAGGUACCUGCAGCGGAAGAUCUUGUUGUCAGAGAAGUUUCAUCAGUGAACGAAAAAGCACAAGUCCCGGACAUAUUGCAUAAAAUGAUUUCUAAAGAUAACGAUUAUCCGAAAGAGUUCCCUUACAAAUCAAAGGCCUUAAUGUUGUUUCAGAAAAUUGGGGGAACAGAUGUUUGCAUUUUUGCAGCCUACACUCAGGAAUAUGGAUUCGAGUGCCCAGAACCAAAUAGAGGGCGCGUUUACUUAUCUUAUAUCGACUCUGUGAACCAUUUCAGACCCAGAACCCAGGCUGCAAAUGAUGAGCCUCUUCGCACUUUCGUUUAUCAACAAAUAUUGAUUGCAUACCUCGACUACUGCAAGAAGAGGGGAUUCAAGAACGUCCAUUUGUGGGCCUGUCCAUCUCCAAAGCACAGCGACUACAUCUUCAACUGUCAUCCCAAGGAACAAAAGAUGCUUACAGAUAAAAAUCUUAUAAAAUGGUAUCACAAUCUCGUAACUAAGGCGAAGGCGGAAAAUGUUGUGGUUGACAGCACAAGUUUUUAUCACAAAUAUUUUUUGAGGGCUGGUAAUGAAGAGCUUAGCAAUAUUGUGAAGAAACUGCCAUAUUUUGUCGGUGACCAUUGGCCGACAAAAUUUGUGGAUUUCACAAAGAAAGGAAAAUCAAAGAAGCUGAACUCUAUAUCGAGAGAGGUUGAAGCUUUGAUUCUUGAGGCAAAAGACAACCUUAUCAUCAUCAACUUGCAGCAUGAAACAACAGGGAAUUUUAAUAUGGAAGACUUGCACAUUACAAAUCAGGACAAGGUUGGAAUGGAUGAAGAUGAAAACAUAUCCAGUAAAGUUUUGAAUACAGCGCUAGGUUUUCUGACGUUUUGUCGUGAGAACUGCUUUCAGUUUGAUACACUUCGAUGUGCAAAAUAUUCAACAAUGAUGAUGCUGUAUUAUUUAGAUAUCGAAGCUAAGGAAAGUGCUGAAGUAGUUGAUCGAAUCCCAAACGAGGGCAUUAGUUGAUACUUUGAGAACCUCCAAAUACUAUGUCAUUUGCACAAGGAAGCAAUGGAGAAUGAUUAAAGAAUGGAUAAACUCACAAAGGAGAUCAUGAGCUGAACAGGAACAAGCAAACUCAAGGAAAGAACAGAAGACAAAGCAAAGGAAAAGGAUCCAAGUUUCAUCAUGACUAUAAGGAAUUGGAAGAAGAAGAGAUGCAGGAAUUUACCAUGUCACAGUUAAUAGCUUUUUUUGUUAAAAAAGUAAUCUUAUAAAUUAACCAAUUCUUUGAUUUUAUGCUGGAAUUUAUUGUAGAAGUUCAUGCUCACCUUCAUGCUAUCAAGAGCAUGAUAAUGAUGAUUCAUUGCAUACUACAGUAUUUC